Molecule: messenger RNA, 1059 nt
Organism: Rhizoctonia solani
Lineage: Eukaryota; Fungi; Basidiomycota; Agaricomycetes; Cantharellales; Ceratobasidiaceae
Product: Glycosyltransferase sugar-binding region containing DXD motif
Exons: 3
Coding region: 1-1059 (352 amino acids)
Biological process (GO): mannosyl-inositol phosphorylceramide biosynthetic process
Molecular function (GO): mannosyltransferase activity
Source: RefSeq, a predicted model, not a curated record
AUGAGAACUGUGCGCAUACUAACCAAAGCGUACAUUCGUAUCACAGUUGCCGCCAUCCUUAUGGCCUCUUUGAUCGCUCUGAGCCUACUUGAAUUCGGCUCCACACCUAUUCGUAGUGCAAUUUGCCGUUCUAUAUACCCCGAAUAUGCGAGUAAAACAGUAUACACUACCGACCUCGCUCCGUCUAUUAAUGCUUCGUCACUUAUGGCCCAUUUUCUUGCGAUCCGAGAGGGAAGGGCGGUUUCUUCUUCGAUAGUCCCAGGCGAGAUUAUUCAUCAAAGCUGGAAGGCGCAAGACGUGCCCCCCGUCUAUCAUUCACUAGUGACAUCAUGGCGAUCCGCAUACUCAAAGUGGACUUACGUACUAUGGGACAAUGGUGACAAUCGGGCCCUAGUUGAAACUUUCUAUCCGGAAUGGCUUAAAGCUUAUGAAGCCUUACCCUCUGAUAUCUAUCGAGCCCACUUUACACGGAGUUUGUAUAUGUACACUUUUGGCGGGAUAUACGCUGAUAUUGACUCCGAAGCGGUCUCUCCUUUGGACACUCUAGUAAAAGCGCAAAGGUUCACAGGUGCUCCAACAGCAUUCCUGGGUACAAUGGAAACCUCAUCCCACAAACUGCACGGAAUACCGAACGCAUUUAUGGCUGCUUCGGCUCCCGGGCAUCCUUUAUGGCUUAUAGCCGCGCAAGACGCCGUUGAUUGGGCUCGAGCGAGAAGCUGGGAUCAUUCCGUUCCAGCUCCGGGGCCUGAAUAUAUCUCUGGUUCAGUUUCGUUACGACGAUCCAUCAUCAAUUACUCGCCCUCCGUACUCCGGUCCCCCGUCGGCGCAGAAAAUAACGCGUUUCAUCCUACUUCCAACGAAGCUAUUGCUCCUGUGGUGCUGUUUUCACCCGAGGUUAUCUAUCCUUUUGCUUGGGAUCGGCCACGACCGCAUGUCUUGACCGCAGCUCAAGAAUGUGUAUGCUGGAUGGCACUGUCGACAUUCAACCCAGAAAGAUGUAAGCAGAUGACUGGGGCGCGAUGGGUUGUGCACUACUGGAAACGCAACUGGAAACUCUGA